GUGGGACCCGGAAGUGCAAGAUGUGAACACCGUAUUGUUUUGUGAAUCCCGUAUUGAUCUCGGCUCCAGAUCCAGGAUGGCUGAUUGGGGAAACAGGAAGUAUACUCCGCGUUACAGGAGACCGAAGGAAGCAGAUGAAGCUGAGAGCUGGAGGAGUCCUCUGGGACGGGACGGUGAGCGCGGUUACAGUCCGAAAGCGAAGCGUGCUCACGGUCGAACCUCAGACAGAGCCAGAGCCUCGCUGUCGUGCAGCUCUCCUGAGGGACGAGGGUUCGGACCGAGUCCUUCUCACAAGGAACGGAUCCAGAGGGGUUCACCGGCUGACCGCAGGAACUGGAGAGAACAACCGCGGGAUGGACCCAAACACGACAGGCUUGGGAGCGUGCAGAGCUGGAGGGAGAAGAGCAGGGUGGUCCGGAUUGAGAGAUGUCUCACUAAACGGGACGUUUUACAGCUGUGCUCGGAAGCAGAAGGCAGUGACUGUGACCUCAAAGAGUCGAGCGUCAGCCUGAAGUUCAGAUGUGAUAAGUGUAAGGUGUACUGUGAUGACGUGUCACCCGCGCUCAGUCACAUCAGAGAAAGAGCCCACAGGAAGAAAGCCAAGGAGCUGCAGAAGCUGACGCUGCUGUUGAACAUCCCUCCUCCUGGAAGAGACCAGUGUCUCUCGCUCAGCUCGGUUCUGGGAAGUGUGGCCACUGAGUUCGGUCUAAACGCUCAGGAUCUGAAACAACGGCGAAACAUCCUCGCUCUCGUUGAAGGAGUCCUUCGUCCUGUCCUUCCAGAUUGCCAGUUUAGGUUAUACGGAUCUUCCUGCACACAAUUUGGCUUCAGAGACUCUGAUGUGAACAUUGAUGUGAAGUUUCCAUCCCAUCUGCAGCAUCCUGAUGUUCUGCUUGUGGCUCAAGAGCAUCUCUCUCAAAGUGCUCUUUUUGUCAGUGUGGAGGGAGACUUCCAUCGGAGGAUGCCUGUAGUUGUGUGCAAAGAGAAAUCAAGCGGUCUGAUCUGCAAAGUCAGCGCAGGCAAUGAAAGUGCAUGCUUGACAACAGCGUAUCUGGCUGAGCUGGCCAGUCUGGAGCCACAACUUGUCCCGCUGGUCGUGUGCUUUAGAUACUGGGCUAAGAUCUGUUGUGUGGACCAGAUGGAAGAAGGUGGACUUCCAUCCUACUGCUUCGCCCUCAUGGUCAUCAGCUUCCUGCAGCGAUGCAAAGAACCCGUCUUACCGUCAUACCUCGAAUCUGUGGGUUUGCCUCUGAGUAAACUGAAGAGUUUCUCCUUAACUGGGGUUGAGAAAGGACAUGUGCUUUGGGUGUACGAUCAAACCUCAAGCGACUCGUCCCAAGAGAAAACCGUCAAUAAGGGAAAGUGUCCUCUGGUUUUCAAAGGCCGCAGUCCUUCUGUGCUGCUAGGGGAGCUGUGGAUCCAGCUGUUGAGGUAUUAUUCGCUGGAAUUUCAAAUACCUGAGAAAGUCAUUAGCGUGCGCACAAACGGUGACCUGUGGCGUGAUCUGAAAGACUGGCCCAAAAAGAGGAUUGCAAUAGAAGAUCCGUUCGCCGUCCAGAGGAACGUGGCUCGGAUGUUGAACAGUCAGAUGAUGUUUGAGUAUUUGGUGCAUUGCCUCAAAACAACUUACAAGUACUUCGCUUCUCCUUGGAAAAGCGCCGCAGGGAAGGUCAGUUCAAGCGGUCAGUCUGGCAGAUCUGUGAGAGCCACGAAUCAUGUGGAUUCAGUCAAGAGGAGCCCGAGAGUGUCCGCUGAGGAUCUGAAAAGAUCUCGAGCGAGGUCCAGUCCACAGAGCGCAGAAGAGCUGGAAGACGCUGACUGUGUGAUUGAGCUGGAGCUGGAGCCAGACGAGGAGGAAGAAGCCGACUCUGAGCUGGAGACUGAGGGUGAAGAUGAAGAUGAAGACGUAGAGCUGGACGGAUCUGGAUGUGAUCAAUCUGGCGAUGAGAUCUUCCCAUUCGAGCGGGAGAUGAGUGAUGAUGGGGGGUCUGAUGCAGCUCAUCCAGAGGAAGCAGUCUCUGUCCUAAACAAACCCAAAGCUGAGCUUACCAAAUCUGAAUCUCCUCAGACAGCUCCUGAAGGCUUUCAGUACAUCUUCAGCAAGCGCUUUUUCAGUAAUGGCAAGCCCCCCGUUCUGAUAUGCAGUCUUUGUAAGAGCGAUGGGCAUCUGAAACAGGACUGUCCCGAGGACUUCAAAAGAGUGGAGCUGGAUCCCCUUCCACUUAUGACUCUAGACUUCCUCCAGAUCCUCGAUGAAGUCUGUGAGCAAUGCUACCGUGACUUUGCACCAGAUGAUGUGGAGGUGCAAGUCAGAGAACAUAUUUUACAAGAUUUCGAGACAUUCCUGAGAUGUCAAGUGCCAGGAGCCAAGUUGGUUUUGUUUGGCUCAUCCAAGAAUGGGUUUGGCUUUAAACAGAGUGACUUGGACAUCUGUAUGACUCUCGAAGGCCAGGACACAGCAGAGGGUUUGGACUCCAUGGCUGUUAUCGAGAGUUUGACUAAAGCGCUGCGGAAACACCACAGCCUGAGAAACAUCCUACCUAUUACUACAGCAAAAGUCCCAAUUGUGAAGUUUUACCACACCAAAACUGGACUAGAGGGAGAUAUAAGCUUGUACAAUACACUGGCUUUGCACAACACGCAGUUACUGGCAUCAUACGCUGCGAUCGACGCUCGGGUGAAGAUCCUCUGCUACGUCAUGAAAGUGUUCGCUAAAAUCUGUGAUAUUGGCGAUGCGUCCCGUGGGAGUCUGUCUUCAUAUGCCUACACCCUAAUGGUGCUGUACUUCCUUCAACAAAGAAGCCCGCCGGUUAUCCCAGUUCUCCAAGAGAUGUACGUUGGAGAGAAGAAGCCUGUAGUUCUUGUGGAAGGCUGGGAUGUACAUUUCUUUAGUGAUCUGAAGAACUUGCAUAAAUACUGGCCGGGGUACAAGAAGAAUGAGGAGUCUGUGGGGCAGCUGUGGUUUGGGCUGCUGCAGUUUUACACCGAGACGUUUGACUUCAGGGAGACCGUGGUCUGCAUCCGCAGGAAAGAGCCUCUCACCACCUUCAAGAAGCAGUGGACCUCCAAACACCUCGCCAUCGAGGAUCCCUUUGAUUUGAGUCAUAAUCUUGGAGCUGGUCUCUCACGGAGAAUGGCGAGCUUCAUCAUGAAGGCCUUCAUCAACGCCCGCAGAGUUUUUGGCACGCCCCUCAGAGACUUCCCUCCAGAGUAUCCCAACAAAAUGGAGUAUUUUUUUGACCCAGAGGUGCUGACAGAGGGCAAGCUAGCACCCAAUGACCGCUGCUGCCGGGUCUGUGGGAAGAUUGGGCACUUCAUGAAAGACUGUCCGAUGCGGAGGAGACAGAGACGUGACCCUGAUGGACGUGAUGUGAGCCGAGCCGAUGGCAGAGCGCUGACGGACGGUGGACGCUGGCGGCAGAGAGAGGAGAAGUGCUGUUAUCUGUGUGGAUCCAGCGCUCACAUCAAGAAAGACUGUCUGCUGGCCAAAUCGCUAGAAUCCUCCCCAAACACACACCAAAGAAGCCCUGCGUGCGACAGGGACAGACUGGACGGUCCUCAGCAGGACAGGAACAAGAAUAGAAAAGCAAGGAGGAGGAUUCUGGGUCCUGAAGCAGGUAGUGUGGCCAGCAGACAUGCGUCAUUAAAUGCGUCUGUGGAGAAGUGGAGCCCUUUCAACUGAACGAUCUAAAGAGAAAAGGCUGAAGUGUGCUGGUUGUGGAUCUAAGCAGGCCGAGCUCAGUAUUAUCAUAAACCCCAGUUAGGACACUUCGGUUAAUGUGCCUUGUAUCAGUGUCUACUUUUUAGUUUUGUCUUUUUCUAAUCAUGGAAUGAACGUGAUGUGAUUGAUGUUUCUCGUUUGAUCUGUUUUUAUUUUUAUUUUUUAAAUUAAAAGUCCAGUUUGAUUACCUUUGUAACUUAGAUUGUAGGCUCAAUUUGUGCUUUAAAUUUGCUUGAGUAGUUUUAGUGAGAAAUUUGCACAAUUGUGCGUCCUGUGCAUGUACCAAGAAGCAUUUUAUUUUGUAUAAAUUGUACAUAAAGAAAUGCUAGUUGUGGUCUGUGUAUUCAUAGUUACGCUGAGAUUAUUGCCUGUUCUUUGUGCUUUCUCAGUUUGUGUAGGCUUGUUUUUAGUUGCUUUAUUUUAUAGUUUAUAUUAGUACUUCAAUGAAUUGUGUAUGUUUGGGAAAAAGGCUCCAUUGCUACAAUGCAUUUGCGUCAGUGCCAAUAAACUAAAUUCAUUCCUUCCA
This is a messenger RNA of Carassius auratus (goldfish), 4247 nucleotides long. RefSeq names its product terminal uridylyltransferase 7-like. The coding region runs from base 77 to 3682 and encodes 1201 amino acids. The record is from RefSeq and is a predicted model, not a curated record. NCBI's taxonomy places the organism in Eukaryota, Metazoa, Chordata, Actinopteri, Cypriniformes, Cyprinidae. Gene Ontology annotation, molecular function: nucleic acid binding; RNA uridylyltransferase activity; zinc ion binding. The transcript has 30 exons.